Molecule: messenger RNA, 333 nt
Organism: Pyricularia pennisetigena
Lineage: Eukaryota; Fungi; Ascomycota; Sordariomycetes; Magnaporthales; Pyriculariaceae
Exons: 2
Coding region: 1-333 (110 amino acids)
Source: RefSeq, a predicted model, not a curated record
AUGGAUGACUUCCGAAAUGCCGCGGAUGACCAGACAUGGCCGCCCAGCAUCCACCCCCGCCGCCUCCAUCUCGAUGCAAAGAGCACCAUUGCACUGAUCUCGGAUCUGAUCCCGCCGCUCGCCGUCCUUCACCACCGCGUUUCCCGUCGCAAUCCUCCCCUGAUGGAAAAUGAAGCCGGCCGCUUGUUCUUCCGUUCUUUGGGGCCGCUGGACAAGCUGCUCAACGUCACAGCAGGCGCAUUUGUCCCCGUAGGUACCAACAUGUUUGUACGAAGCGUUGAAAAGCUGGUCUCGCUGAAGGCCGGGAAAAGUGAAUUUUCGGCUGUGUUUUGA